Molecule: messenger RNA, 1550 nt
Organism: Dicentrarchus labrax (European seabass)
Lineage: Eukaryota; Metazoa; Chordata; Actinopteri; Moronidae
Product: potassium-transporting ATPase subunit beta-like
Exons: 7
Coding region: 220-1095 (291 amino acids)
Biological process (GO): potassium ion import across plasma membrane; sodium ion export across plasma membrane; intracellular sodium ion homeostasis
Cellular component (GO): sodium:potassium-exchanging ATPase complex
Molecular function (GO): ATPase activator activity
Source: RefSeq, a predicted model, not a curated record
GGUCCAGGGAGUGACUUUUAGCUUUUACUGCUACAACAGAGAAUGAGAGAGUGGACGAGACAUUAGCACAAACCUGAAAGUGCCUGGGGAGGGACAGGAGAGAGGAGAAACUAAUAUUACUGUUUGAGUCUUGAGUGAAGGAGGGAAGAAGAGAAGCAAAAGUUAGAGUUCAGUAAAGGAAAAGAAAGUUGUGGAUCCUGGUCAGCACAGAGCUUCAUCAUGGCCACCUUGAAGGAGAAGAGGACUUGUGGGCAGCGAUGUGAAGACUUUGGCCGUUUUGUCUGGAAUUCCGACAAUGGGACGUUUAUGGGGAGAACACCAGAGAAAUGGGUGUACAUCAGUCUGUAUUUUGUGGCCUUCUAUGUGGUGAUGACAUCCCUCUUUUGUCUGGCCAUCUGGACCCUCAUGUACACUUUGAGUCCUUAUGCACCGGACUAUCAAGACCGGCUACCAUCUCCGGGGGUGAUGGUGUGGCCGGACACUUAUGGAGAGGAAGAUGUUGAAAUCUCCUACAACUCAUCAAACAAGGCCAGCUGGAUGAAAAUGUCCAACAUCCUUCAUACAUUCCUGGAGCCCUACAAUGACACCAAGCAGCUUGAAUGUAACAACUACAACUGCACUAAGGGAAAGUACUUUAUCCAGAACACCUUCUCUGCCCCCCACCACACCAAGUGGGCAUGUCCGUUCACGCAAAGUAUGCUGGGACCCUGCUCAGGAUUAGAGGACCCAACCUUCGGCUACAACUGCACCAUGCCUUGUGUCAUCAUUAAGAUGAACAGGAUCAUUGAGUUUUUGCCUUCUAAUCACACUGAGCUUCCCCCAUACGUCAACUGCACUGUACUGGACGGACAAGCUAAUGUGGACAAAAUCGAGUAUUUCCCUGACAGGGGUAUUAUGGAUCUCUCUUAUUUCCCUUACUACGGAAGACUGGCACAGCCUACCUACGUCAACCCGUUGGUGGCGGUUCGGUUCAGCCUGGUCGGAGAGAAGCACGCCAAGAUCCAGUGCCGAGUGGUCUCCGACAAGAUCAGCUACGAGAACUUCCACGACCCCUACGAGGGAAAAGUCAUCUUCUACCUCAAAGCAGUGAAAUGAGAAACAGUAGCUCAGAUAUAAUCAUGUAACAACUCACCUGUCAGUAUCAAAGCUAGAGCAGGUGUCUACAGAUCAAUAGUGACUAUUAUUUAAACCACUUGUAUUCAACUUAACCCAACAGUAUAGGCCCACUUGUAAAUCUCUGUGCCGUAUGGUGCUUUUAUAGACAUGAUUUUGUCAUGCUUUGCUGAAUGAUUAAUUCUUUGAACUUGUUUGUUAUCUGAUUUUUAUGUUUUACCAUAAGAUAAAAAGUAAGAUCCAUUAAUCUAUUUAUUGUUAUGCAACCUGGUGCACGCUAACAUAUUUAACCUCUGUCUGCAUUCUUCUCCAAAAACCUGAGGAUGUCAGAGGGAAACUACUAGAUUCUUAAACACAACAGAACAUGUUCAUGUGGUGACAAAUGUAGCUAAUGCAUCUUUCAAAUGUCUUUCUAAAUAAAACUCAAUCCAAUUUUA